GGCAGCCGGCCGUCAGUGACCCGAGCCGAGGAUGCGGCGGCAGCUCUGGGCCUCCUGGUCCUGCCGCUGCCUUCUGCUCGUCAUCAGCGCCCAUGCAUCACCAGCGUCCGCCGGCGGAGACCUGCUGCGUCCGUGCGACGAGACGGACUUCUACUACCAGUACACAGAGUGCGACAGCACGGGCUCACGCUGGCGCGUCGCCAUCCCUCUGAGCCCGGGCUCCUGCUCCGACCUCCCGCCUCCAACCAGAGGAACCGACUGCUCCUUCUCGUGUCCGGCCGGCAUGUAUCUGGAGAUGUCCACGCAGCAGUGCACGCCGUGCGCCGCGGGCUCCUACUCGCUGGGCAGCGGCCUCCGCUUCGACCAGUGGGACUCCAUCCCCGCAGGCUUCACCAGCCUGGCCAGCUUCCUGGACCCGGGUCCGAGCGGAGAGGACGCCCAGGCCUGCAACAGCUCGUCGUGGACGCCGCAGGGCGUGUACCUGGAGUCCAACCGGGACGAGUGCACGGUGUCUCUGGUCUACGCCGUCCACCUGGAGAAGCAGGGCUCCGUGUCCUUCACCUACCAGUACCCCGACAACAACAUCUUCUUCGAGUUCUACAUCCAGAAUGAGCAGUGUCAGGAAAUGGUCCAGACCGAUGACCAGAAGUGGAUCAAAGUCACCAGCACCGGAGACUGGGACACACACACUGUGAACCUGAAGUCAGGCAUGAACAUCCUGUACUGGAGAACCACGGGCAUCCUGGUGGGAGGGAAGAUGGUGAAGCCGGUUCUGAUCCGGAGCAUCCAGAUCGAGGGCGUGGCCUACACCUCGGAGUGCUUCCCGUGCCGGCCCGGCUGGUUCAGCCCGAGCCCCGGCUCCUCGUCCUGCCAGCCGUGUCCCAGCAACAGCUUCUCCAUAAAGGGAGCGCCGUCCUGCACGCGCUGCCCUGAGCACUACUACUCGCACGAGGGCUGGGCGGAGUGCAAGGUGAAGCCGCCGUGCUCCGAGAAGGAUUACUUCCAGAUCCACACGGCCUGCGACAGCGAAGGGAAGACGCAGGUGCUGUACCGCUGGGUGGAGCCCAGGAUUUGCGUGGAGAACGUGACGGGCGCGGCGGCGCUGCCGGCGACGGGGCAGAAGGAGCCCUGCCCCCCCUGCAACCCCGGCUACUACAACAGCAACGACUCCACCUGCUCGCCCUGCCCGGCCGGAACGCACUCCGACGGCACCGGAGCAUGCACCCAGUGCCCCGCCGGGACCGAGCCCGUGUUGGGCUACGAGUACAAGUGGUGGAACGUGCUGCCGCCCAACAUGAAGACCUCCUGCUUCAACGUGGGCAACUCCAAGUGCGACGACAUGAACGGCUGGGAGGUGGCGGGGGACCACGUGCGCAGCGGCGCCGGCAGCUCCGAUAACGACUACCUGAUCCUCAGCCUGCACGUGCCCGGCUUCAAGGUCCCCGCCUCGCUGUCGGGGAUGACCACCGGCGAGUUCGGCCGCAUCACCUUCGUGUUCGAGACCAUCUGCUCUGCCGACUGCGAGCUCUACUUCAUGAUGGACGUGAACAGGAAGAGCACCACCGUGGUGGAGUCCUGGGAGGGCUCCAAAGGGAAGCAGUCGUACACGCACAGCAUGAGCCGGAACGCCUCGGUCACGUACACGUGGGCCUUCCAGAGGACCAACCACGCGCUGGACCUGCGGCGCCUCGUCGGCGACACGGUGAAGCUGUACUCCAUCAGCGUGACCAACGUCCUGGACGGCGUGGCGUCGGCGUGUCGGGCCUGCGCCCUGGUCCCCCAGAACUCGCAGCGGGCCGGCUCCUCCUGCGUCCCCUGCCCCGCGGGCUUCUACAUCGACAGAGACACCAACCGGUGCCAGGAGUGCCCGGCCGACACGCACCUGGCGGGGAGGCACACCUACGGCCGGGACGCGUGCGUGGCCUGCGGCCCGGGGAGCGUCAGCGACAAGGAACACUCGCUCUGCUACAGCGACUGCUCCUUCUCACACACGGAAAACAACCGGACGCUGACCUUUGACCUCAGCGCUCUGAGCGACGUGGCCUCGCUGACCGUCGGUCCGAGUUUCACCUCCAAAGGCACAAAGUACCUUCACCUGUUCAACAUUAGUCUGUGUGGCCACGAGGGGAAGAGAGCUGCCGUCUGCACCGACAACGUCACUGACGUGUCCAGCAAAGACGAGCAGAGGGACUCGGCCCAGUUCGUCAACUCGGUGGACAGCUUCAUGUGUCAGUCGACCAUCAUCCCGGCCGAUGGGCGGGGCUUCAGGCUGGCCAUUUCCUCCCAGUCCAUCAGUCUGGCUGACACGUUCAUCGGAGCGACAGUCGACUCCGUCCUGGACGGCGUCAACGCUAAACCAGAUCUUUUCCCCGAAAACCCAAGGGAUGUUCCUGACAUUAACUUCUUCUACAGGUCCACUCAGGCGACGGCGUCGUGCGAUCAGGGCCGGAGUUCCGUGGUCACGCUUCGCUGCGACCCGGAGAGGAGCGAGCGCGGCGAGCUGUCGGUGCCCAGCUCCUGUCCCGCGGGGACGUGCGACGGCUGCACCUUUCACUUCCUGUGGGAGAGCGCGAGCGCGUGUCCUCGCUGCACGGCGGACGACUACCACCAGAUAGAGGGAGCCUGCAGGAGGGGCGUCCAGGAAACUCUGUACGUGUGGAACGAGCCCAGGCUGUGCACCGGUGGGGUUUCCCUGCCCCCGCGCACCUCCUCCCCCUGCGAGGCCGUGGCGCUGUGGCUGAAAGUGGGGGUCGGCGGCGGGGCGUUCCUCGCUGUGCUGCUCAUCGCCCUCACCUGCUAUUUCUGGAAGAAAAACAAGAGGCUGGAGUACAAGUACUCCCGUCUGGUGAUGUCCGCCAACAAGGAGUGUGAGCUGCCGGCCGCAGACAGCUGUGCCCUGGCCGAAGGAGAGGAGCUGGAGGACGACGUGGUCUACGCCAAGAAGCCGUCGCUGCUGGGGAAGCUGCGCGCCAUCGCCAGCAAGCACGAGGACGGAGAGAGCAGCGAGUCGGUGCAGCUGAACUCCUCCCAGUCCGACCGCUGGGUUCUGGGAUAAACGGAAGGCGCCAGAGGGGGACAGAUGUGCCAUUCAGCCCCUCCUCACCGGCCCGGGGGGGGGGGGGGGGCACCAACAUAAGCCCAGUCGUCGCUGGAGCCGCUUUACUGUGGGGCAGAACCUGGACUCUGGCUUUGACUCCUGCACCCGAACCCAGCAGCAAACCUGCUGCUUCAACGAAGGUGGAGCUGCAAGAGAAAUGAGCUUUUGACUUUUUUCUAUGUUUUGUAUUUUUCUUCUUUUUCUGUUUGACGUCAUGUAUUUCUAUUAAUGUUAUGAUGAUGAUGAUGAUGAUGAUCCUUUAAUAAAGUCCAGUUUGGCUUUGA
Molecule: messenger RNA, 3381 nt
Organism: Betta splendens (Siamese fighting fish)
Lineage: Eukaryota; Metazoa; Chordata; Actinopteri; Anabantiformes; Osphronemidae
Gene: elapor2b
Product: endosome-lysosome associated apoptosis and autophagy regulator family member 2b
Exons: 22
Coding region: 32-3055 (1007 amino acids)
Biological process (GO): positive regulation of BMP signaling pathway
Source: RefSeq, a predicted model, not a curated record